Messenger RNA from Cydia amplana, 5650 nucleotides. Its product is annotated as AT-rich interactive domain-containing protein 1B-like. The record is from RefSeq and is a predicted model, not a curated record. The transcript is spliced from 17 exons. Gene Ontology annotation, biological process: proteolysis. NCBI's taxonomy places the organism in Eukaryota, Metazoa, Arthropoda, Insecta, Lepidoptera, Tortricidae. Gene Ontology annotation, molecular function: serine-type endopeptidase activity. The coding region runs from base 150 to 5600 and encodes 1816 amino acids.
UUGUUCGAACGCGGGACGACAACGAAACGACGUGCGUGUCAAAAAAAAACUUUUUUUUUAAAUACGGACGCAUCCUUAUUUCAUAUUCAGUGCGGUGUGGUGAUUCGCUGAGUGUGGACGUGUUUUUUUGAACUUUUUUUUACAUAACCAUGAAGCCACUACUACGAACAGUGGUGGCAUUGUGCCUCCUACUGGCCACUCAAGCGCAUCCGGACAAUAUCGAAGAAGCCAAAGAAUUGCCUCAAAAGAGCGAACCCGUCGUGGAGGCAGAGGAGUCCUCACCGCAAGUGAGAGAAGAACGGUGUACCACAUGCAAAGGAGGCGUUAAUUUGAAAUUCAAAAGCCCUAAUGAGGUCCUAGCAGCUAUACAGGCGUUGCCUGGUGCUGAAGUGCAUUCCCAGUCCUCGUUCGAAAGCUGCUCGUCCGACAAAGGCUGCGCCGGACUCAAAGUAAAGGACGGACGUGUCAUCGAACGGUUCGGUAACGUCGACGCUUUCAAAGCGGCGGCCGCGUCCGACACAGGAAACGAGUUCACUUUCCAUGCCGCAGGAAAUGUGUUUGAAGGAGGUAUCCCAAAAGACGGACCCUUCUGGUGGAUGAACCAGAAUUCCCCUUUCAAGAACGCUGCCGCUGGCGGUGGCGGAAGCUUCGAGAAGUUCAGCCAGUCUAGCUCCUCGUUUACCAGCAGUGGUAACGCUGGAGGCGCUGGAGGCGCUGGAGGCGCCGGAGGUGCAGGACUAGGCGGAGGUGCCGGACUAGGCGGUGGUGUCAGUUUCGACCUGAACGCGAAUCCCUUCCUGAAUGGAGAGUUCUCGAAACUCGCCGGCUCCGCCGCCGCUUUCGGAGCGUCGGCGCAAGGCAGUGCUAAGCCUGCUGGAUCAGGUUUCCAAUCGUCUUCCUUCGAGUCUUCCAGCUCGACGUUCAGCAGCAACGGAGGUGAAAUCGAUCUGAAGAGUAAUCCGUUCUUGAACGGCCAGUACAACAAGAAUGCGGCUGGAUCUGGCUUCCAGGCUGGAUUCUCGGCCGGAUCAGCUGGACAGGGCGCUGGUGCGUUUGGUGCUACUGGACAAGGCAGCCAAGGUGCGGGACAGUUCGGCGCCCAGGGCAGUCAAUUCGGAGCCCAAGGCAGUCAAAGCUCAUUCGGAUCAAGCUCAAGCGGCCAGAGCGCAUUUGGAUCUGGAUCUAGAGGAACCGGAGCUGGAUUCGGUGCAAGCGGAGGUUUCGGUGCUGGUAGCGGACAAGGAGCAGCCGGACAAGGCUUCGGCGCUAGCUCAGGACAGAGUGGUUUCAGCGCUCAGGGUGGCUUCAACAGCGCCGCUAGCGGAAACGCCGGGCAAGGAGCUCAAGGAUUCGGUCAAGGUUCCACCGGAGGCAGCGGCCAGAGCACAUUCAGCAGCCAAUCGAGCCAAUCCUCAUUCCAAGGCCAAGGUUUCGGUCAGGGCAACCGCGGCUACACGGGCUCCACCCCCAGCCCGUUCACCGCCUCCACUGCUGGAUCCAACGUGAAUCUAAUCCAGAAUACUCAGAAGACGAGUGAAUUCGACUUCGAGCAGCAACAGCAGACCCAGUCGAACAUCGACGAAGCUUUCCAGGGUACUGGGAAUGUGCAGAGCCACGCGCAUAGCGGUAGUGAGCUGCAGCAAACCUGCGCCGGUCAGGGAUAUGUGUGCGUCCACAAGGCGCAGUGCAACAAUGGAGUUGUGAACACAAAUGGCGCCAGCGUGCUACAGGCGAAAACUAAGAAACAAUACUGCAACACCAGAACCGAAAUUUGCUGCCGCAUCGAAAUCUCCACCCUUGCUGGAGCCAGCGACCUCCAAGGUUCCCUCGGAGUCGGAGCUGGCACCUACAGCGGCAGCAGCUCCUCCAAUAGCAACCGUCAAGGAGGACUGUUCGUGUCAUCUAGCCAAUCAGGAAACAACGGCUUUGGCGCGGCUGCUGGCAGCAGCCAAUCUGGGCAAAGUGCUUUCGGCGCUGGCCAAUCAGGACAGAGCGCUUUCGGCGCUGGCCAAACAGGACAAAGCGCUUUCGGUUCCAGCCAGUCAGGACAAAGCGCGUUCGGUUCCGGCCAGUCAGGACAAAGCGCAUUCGGUUCCAGCCAGUCAGGACAAAGCGCGUUCGGCAGCCAAUCAGGACAGGCCUUCGGCAGCCGAGGCUCAGGAUCUUCAUUCAACGCUGGCGCUAGUGGAACCACUGGACAGGCCGGUUUUGGAGCCGGCUCUUCAACCUUUAACGCUAACCGUGGCUCAACGGCCUCAAGCUUCGGACAAGGAACCCAAGGCUUCGGUGCCCAAGGUACUUUUGGAACCGGAUCAGUGAACAAAGCUGUCGAAUCCAGCUCAUCUACUUUCGGAUCAACGACCAGAGGAACAGGAUUCGGAAGCUCUGGAACCAAAUUCGGAGCCGGAUUUGGAGUGGGAUCCACAGUCGCCCCGACCACCGCUGGCCGCUUCGGAGGAAACGAAGUUGUUUACAAGCAAACUAGUCAAUCCAACUUCGUCGAAACUGACUCCUUCUCAUCAGGAAGCGAGAAUGCUGGAAUCUUCAGACCUGGAAGCGGGCUUAAGCCGGGCAUUCCUUACCUGCCUCCUGAUAACACUAACCAGGGCUCAAACGUGGUGUCUUCAACCGCUUUCCCGUCUACGUUCGCCCCUCGCCCUACCACCCCCCGGCCGACGUACCUUCCCCCCACCCCGUCGACUGCAGCCCCGGGAUACUUGCCUCCUAUUGGCGAGCCUAGCUUCAACACGGAGACAAGGCUGCCAGGACCCCCGACUUACAACGAAGGACAGCUCAUCUUGGACACUUCGAGGCCUGGACCUACUAGAACUCCUGUGCCUGCUCCUCCUAGUGAAGUGCCAUCAGGCUGCGCCGCAGCUCUCAAGUGUACCCCCAUCGAGUACUGCACAGCCGAGGGCGUCAUCUCCAACACCACUAUUGCCCUGACUAGAGACCAGGAGGCCUACAGAGUCCCACUUACGGAUUGCAAGGAUCUUGAGACUGGACGCGUCGGCAAGUGUUGUCGCGAUCCCUUCUACACCGAUCCCUGGCCAGUCAACCAACUUGGCAAAUGGGUACCCAACACGUUCGGUGGAAACGACGGCAAGUACACUCCAGACAGCAGAGGCUCACCCAGCAUUGGCAGACCAGCCGUCACAGCCAGGCCCCCUAUCACUGGCUCCACCCUCCUUAACAACUUCAGGUACAGUAGAGGCUCACCAGCUGUCACAGCCAGGCCUCCUAUCACUGGCUCCACCCUCCUUAAUAACUUCAGGUCAACGACCAAACCGACUCCAACCUUCGGCCCUAACCAAGUGACCCCAGGAUUCCCCUCCGUCACUCAAACGUCGUACGUCAAGGGCGGCCAAGGUCAAUACGAGGUCCGCGGCCAAGGUCAGGCCAGUCAGGUCGGCCAAGGUCAAUAUGAGGUCCGCGGCCAAGGCCAGGCCAGUCAGGUCGGCCAAGGUCAGCUCGGAUUCGGCGGUCAGGGACAGAUUGGUGUUGGAGGUCAGGGAUCGGCUGGUCAAUUUAACUCCCAGUCCCAGUUCAGCAGCAGCUCGUUCGCUCAAACCCAGCGCGGUCAAGGUCAAGCUGUGACCACUGGCCAAGGUCAAAUCGUGCAGCAAGGGAAAGGUCAAGGCGUGACCACUGGCCAAGGUCAAAUCGUGCGGCAAGGGCAAGGUCAAAGCGUGACCACUGGCCAAGGUCAAAUCGUGCGGCAAGGGCAAGGUCAAAGCGUGACCACUGGCCAAGGACAAAUCGUACAGCAAGGGCAAGGCGCCUUCGCUCAGGGCGGCAGAGGACAGGUUGGCUUCGGGUCGCAAGUGUCUGUACAAGAACAGGCCGCUUUUAACUCCAGAGACCAAAGCAUCGCCCAAAGCCAACAGGCCAACCGCGGUAACGCCGUCACCGGCGGCCAAGGUCAAGCCGUCAUCGCCGGCCAAGGUCAAGCCGUCAGCCAAGGAUUCGGCCAAGGAGUCAGCCAAGGUUUCGGCCAAGGGGUUAGCCAAGGGGUCGGCCAAGCAGUCAGCCAAGGUUUCGGCCAAGGUGUCAGCCAAGGUUUCGGCCAAGGUGUCAGCCAAGGAUUCGGCCAAGGUGUCAGCCAAGGAUUCGGCCAAGGUGUCCGCCAAGGCUCCGGGUUUUCCGUGAGCCAGGGAGGCGGAUUCAAUGUGGAAAAUGAGUACUCAGAUUCGGCUUCUAGAGUGUUCUUGAGUCGCUACAGCGCCGGAGGACAGUGUGGAUUGUUCAAUGGCCAGAAACCGUACGGCAACCGCAACGAAAACGAAGUGGACUUCGCCGAGAUCCCCUGGCAGGCCAUGGUACUCCUGCAGACCAACAAGAGUCUGUUGUGUGGAGGUGUCAUCACCAGGCCUGAUGUUGUUGUCACAUCCGCGUCUUGCCUCGAUGGGCUCCAAGCCAAGAACGUUCUCAUCAAGGGAGGAGAAUGGAAACUCGGAAUAGAUGAGGAGCCCCUGCCCUUCCAGAUUGUCCAGGUCAAGAACAUCCUGCGCCACCCCUACUACAAGCGUGGAAGCCUCCUCAACGACGCUGCGAUCCUGGUACUCUCCGAGAACCUGCGAUUCGCGAAGAACAUCUACCCGAUAUGCUUGCCGAGCGCGCAAGACACCCUGGACGCGUUCUACAACGGCGCCGGAGAGUGUAUCGUCACUGGAUGGGGGAAGCAGGUGUUGCAAGCUCAUCUCCUGGGCUCCAUCAUGCACAGCAUCAACGUUUCUCUGAUCAACCCUGGAGAGUGCCAGGCCAAGAUCGCCCAGGACUACCCUCAUCUGCUGGACCAGUAUGACCAGGACAGCUGCGCGUGCGGUCAGCCUACCAACCCCGUCAACAACAUUUGCAGGGUUGACACAGGAUCCGCCCUGGCUUGCACUACUGACAACGUUCACUGGGUGUUCAGAGGUGUCUACUCUUGGGAGUCAGGCUGCCAACCAGGCAACCAGCUCGCCGGAUUCUACAAGUUCGACCUGGAGUGGUACGAGUGGGCCAUCGGACUCCUGGAGAGCGCUCGCUUCGCUCAGUUCUCCAGUUCCAGCAGUUCCAGCUCUAGCCAGCGGUUCACGAGCGGCGUGAAGGGAGGUGCUGGCGGUGCUGGCGGUGCUGGUGGUGCUAGUGGCGCCGGCAUUAAAGUUUCAGGUGGAUUCGGCGCCAGCUUCGGCGGUUUCGGCGGCCAAGUCGGCUUCGGCACUGGACAGUUCGGCCAGUUCUCCUCAAAGAUCACCCAGGCCUCCUCAAACGCAGGAAAAGGAGCUUUCAGCGGGGAAGUCACUGGCCCCGUGAGCAACAGCUACAGCGCCACUUACUCCGAGAAGAAGGUCUUCCAAUCGGAACCUAAAAUCAUCACCUACACCACCAAACCUGAGAUCGUCACUUUCACCACUAAACCAGAAUAUUUCACUUUCACCACUAAGCCUAAAAUAGUAACUUAUACCACUAAACCACAGAUAAUAACCUAUGAGACUUCUGGAAGCGGCACGAACCCGCAAUACGUAGCGCCUGGUGUUACGUUCAACCCGUCUUUCUCAGAACUGGUUGGACAGCAUAAGCAUAAUGCUGCUUGCAAAUGCUUGGAUGGGAAGAAGUAAAGUACUUUUGUAGAUUUCUAGAAACUCUUGAUAAAAAAUUGCAUUGAAAU